Tympanuchus pallidicinctus (lesser prairie-chicken) is the source of this 2481-nucleotide messenger RNA. RefSeq lists its product as uncharacterized. The record is from RefSeq and is a predicted model, not a curated record. Bases 1384 to 2481 code for a protein of 365 amino acids. Lineage: Eukaryota; Metazoa; Chordata; Aves; Galliformes; Phasianidae. The transcript has a single exon.
GUUGUUUUUUUUUUUGGCUCAAAGCUUGCUUCCUGAGGUAUUUUGUUGAGGAGGCAAGUGAUGGGUGUUGUGUGGCAAUCAACAUCGCUGUGUGGACAAUUUUACAUCUUUGGAGCUGUUUGCCUUCAGAAGAUAGUGCUCAGGACUGUUUACUGGCAGAAGAUCUAGCCUGUGACCAAAUAACUCCUGUUUGCUAUGGAAGGCUGGGGGAUGAUGCCAUUGUAUGCUGCGAAGACAAGAUACAAGUUGGUGCCUCCCUGCUUCCUCUUAUCUGCUGGCAAGGCCAGAAAAAUAAGAACAAAGGAGUUUCCUGCUGAGAUCCCAGAGCCAGGAGCUGCCACUCAAAGGAGAGUUGACCCAACCACUUUUGGAUUUGAGCUGUCACUGCAAAGACAACUGACUCAACCACUUUGAAACUAUUGAAAAGGGGCCAUCAUCGCCAUGGUCAUUGUCAUCGUCAUCAAUAGAACAACAAUGCCCGACGACCCACCACUACUGAAGAUCAAAGACGGAGCUACGAACCACGCUGGAUCCAUGGUGGUGACUAUGUCCCUCUUGUUUCCUAUAAAGACUCCUUGCUUCUUCUUUUCUGUCUUUUCUAUCGCCCUCCUUCCCUUCCCCAUUACCCUAAUUCAUAAUAGUGUCCGUCCUCCCCUUCCCCAUUUCCCUAAUUAAGAUUUGUAAUAAACUGGUCGGACCAACAUUUGAACCGUUGCUUCUUAAUCUCAUGCUGGGUAUAUAGAUAAUAAAAGAACCUCCUCUCCCUCCUAUAAAUUAGAGCGAGACAUUUAUUUAAUGGCGUAGUCGGCAGGAUACCCGCUGUGAGAGUGUUGUCCUUCCAGAUAUAGUUUGAAAAUUUUUUUUCUGUGUGCACCUCCUGGAGUUGCAAGGAGCGAUAGUUUUGAAAAUUUAGACGUGAGUCCUUCUCCAGGAAGACCGCUCCAUAUUCUGAAACUUUACCUUUUAUGUGUGUACCUCUUGGCGACGCAUUUUGAAUACUUGCAUUUUGCUUAAUGUGUGUGUGCCUCCUCGGGAAGACUUCUCUGAUUAUUUGGUAACUGAAGUGCGAAACUUGAACCUUUUGUGUGUGUGUGUGUGUGUGUGUCUGCAUGCACACGCCUCUUGGGGAAGUGAGGAAGUGAUAUUUUGUUACUUAAACGUGUGUGCCUCUCCAAGAAAUUUUAUUUACUCUAUUGAAACCUAGAAAGUGUUGCUUUAGCUUCACAUUUUUUGUGCUCCCCCAAAGAAAGGGAGGAGUGAUUGGAGCAUUUGCAUUUGUUUAGGUGUGGUAUAUCUCCCUGGGAGGAGCAGUGAGGAGUAACUGAGCUUUUGAAUAUGUGUACCUCCUCCUCCCUUAGUAUAGAUCUUUCAUUGUAUUAAGAAAUGAGUAACAGUAUUGCCAGUAUGAAAAGUGAAGAUGUGUUAUUUGACCUUUUAGAAAAGCAUGGUGCUCGUCCCUCUUCAUCAGGGGUGGACUGGGCACGCCAAAAUUGGCAUAAUUUGCAGAGUGUUUCGGUCCGCAUUAGUGUCUUACAGAAUGAGGCUCGUACACGAGCUGGAAAAGGAAAGUCGUUUAUUUGUGCCAUACUCGGGGCUGCUUUAAAAGCUGCUGUGGAGUUCCGAAAUGAAAAGCAUUCGGCAAAACUCCAAACCAUAGAAGCACUACAGGAAUUGGUUAGAGUUACACAAGAAUUGGUAACUCUGCAGAAUCAAAUAGUUAAUUUCGAGGAACAAUUAGAAAGAGAGAAACGUAAUUCGGCUUUGUUGCAAAUGGCUUUUAAGGAACUGCUAACGUGUAAGCAUGCCAGCCAUACCGUCACCCAUAGUUUGCCUCGAGGAAAAACUUUUCCUCAAGUGGAACUACCAGGAAUGAAGGAAAGGCUAGAUAAAUUAGAAACUCUAAUAGCCCCAUUGCGUCCUUUGAUAAAAACUGAAUACACAUUCGAUAACAGUGAGGAUCUAGAUCCUCAAAUGAAUGUUAAAAAAAUUCCCUUCUCAGCCACUGAACUAGCAAAAUUGAAAAAGGAUUUUAGCCGCUCUCCAAAGGAAUCAGAGACAGAAUACGUAUGGAGGGUGGGUCUCACUGGUGGCGACCAGAUUCGGUUAACAGAAAAGGAAGCAGAAGGUUAUUGGGGACCAGGAGUAUUUUUAACUACUGGCAACAGUCUUGCUCCCUGGUCCUUAACACAAAGGGCUGCCUAUUGGGCAGGUGGUCUCAAUCCUUUAGAAAGGGGAGACCCUCUUGCUAUUACUGGAACAACUGAUCAGUUAGUAGAGUGUGUUCAAAAGGCUGCUUGUCUCCAAAUGAUGUAUGAUAGAAAGCUGCAGCCACACCAUGAAUCACCUAUGAUGAUGCCUGUUGAUCCUGAGAGAAUGACUGCUUUAAUUAGGGGGCUUCCAGAGUCGUUAAAACCUAUAGGUAUUCAACUGCAAGGAAAAAUAGAGGCUAUAUCUCAGGGAGAGAGAGAGCGAGAUGCAUAG